AUGGGUCAAGCUCCCUCCGGCGGAGCACCCGGUCGCGGAGGCAAAGACAACAAGAAAGACCAGCAGAAGAAAUGGGAGCCACCCCUCCCAACACGUGUCGGUAAGAAGAAGAAGCGCGGCCCCGACUCUUCUUCCAAGCUUCCCGCCGUCUACCCCAACACACGGUGCAGGUUGAAGCUGCUCAAGCUCGAACGCAUCAAGGAUCACCUUUUGCUCGAGGAGGAGUUUGUACAGAAUCAGGAGCGACUCAAGCCGCAGGAGGACAAGGAUGCGGAGGAACGUACUAGGGUGGACGACCUCAGAGGUAGUCCCAUGGCCGUGGGGACGUUGGAGGAGAUCAUCGACGACGAGCACGCCAUCGUCAGCAGCUCUACGGGUCCAGAGUACUACGUUAGCAUCAUGAGCUUUGUCGACAAGGAUCUGCUCGAACCGGGAUGCAGUGUCUUGCUUCAUCACAAGGCCAUGGCAAUCGUGGGUGUGCUGUCGGACGAUGCCGACCCCAUGGUCAGCGUCAUGAAGCUCGACAAGGCUCCUUCCGAGAGCUAUGCGGACAUCGGUGGUCUCGAGACGCAAAUUCAGGAAAUCAAGGAAGCCGUCGAACUGCCGCUCACGCAUCCAGAGCUGUACGAAGAGAUGGGCAUCCGCCCGCCCAAAGGUGUCAUCCUCUACGGUGUACCAGGCACCGGCAAGACGCUUCUCGCCAAAGCGGUCGCCAACCAGACGUCCGCCACCUUCCUACGAGUCGUCGGCUCCGAACUCAUCCAAAAGUACCUCGGCGACGGUCCCAAGCUCGUCCGCGAACUCUUCCGCGUCGCCGACGAGCACGCACCCAGCAUCGUCUUCAUUGAUGAGAUCGACGCGGUCGGAACAAAGCGCUACGACUCCAACUCGGGCGGAGAACGCGAGAUCCAACGCACCCUGCUCGAACUGCUCAACCAGCUCGACGGCUUCGACACCCGACACGACGUCAAGGUCAUCAUGGCCACCAACCGCAUCGAGUCGCUCGACCCUGCCCUCAUCCGUCCGGGACGUAUCGACCGCAAGAUUGAGUUCCCGCUGCCAGACUCCAAGACCAAGAUGCACAUCUUUAAGCUCCACACUUCGCGCAUGAACCUCGACGCGGAUGUGGAUCUGGAGGAGUUUGUCGCCAUGAAGGAUGAUCUUUCGGGCGCCGAUAUCAAGUCAUUGGUCACCGAGGCUGGGUUGUUGGCGUUGAGGGAGAGACGUAUGCGCGUGACCAAGAAGGACUUUACUACGGCGAGGGAGCGUGUGAUUGACAGGAAGAACGAGGGCACUCCUGAGGGUCUUUAUCUGUAG
Messenger RNA from Pseudozyma hubeiensis SY62, 1317 nucleotides. RefSeq lists its product as hypothetical. The transcript has a single exon. Lineage: Eukaryota; Fungi; Basidiomycota; Ustilaginomycetes; Ustilaginales; Ustilaginaceae. The coding region runs from base 1 to 1317 and encodes 438 amino acids. The record is from RefSeq and is a predicted model, not a curated record. Gene Ontology annotation, biological process: proteasome-mediated ubiquitin-dependent protein catabolic process. Gene Ontology annotation, molecular function: ATP hydrolysis activity; ATP binding; proteasome-activating activity. Gene Ontology annotation, cellular component: proteasome regulatory particle, base subcomplex.